AGGAUCCGUAGAGCUGCCCUUACAGGGAUGGUAGCAUGGAAAGCUGCUUCUUCAAUCAUAGUUGUGAGCAGUACCACUGGACGUGUGCUGGUAAUGAGACGUGGUCCCACAGCCAAGUUCAUGCCUAAUGCUGUGGUCUUUCCCGGUGGCGUAGCGAUUACUGCGGACGAAAAAAUGGGCCCACCAACUAAAGUUGCAGCCUUGAGAGAGCUUUUCGAAGAGACUGGUCUACUUAUUGGUCAGAAUGAAUCAGCUUCAACAUCAAGUGAACUGCAAGACUUACAAUUGAAGACUAGGGAUAAUCCGAAGCUUUUCAAACUAGCUUGUCCUGAUCCACCAGUCAACGACUUGAUAGAGUGGAACACAUGGCUCACACCCUCGUCAUACAAACAACGUUUCAUGACAUCUUUUUUUCUUGUGCGGGUAAAUGGUGAGCCAGAUAUCAGGAUUUGCGAGAAAGAGAUGUCACAUUAUUCAUGGAGUGAUCCAAAGGAUUGCUUACUGAAGGGAUCAACAGGAGAAGUGAUCUUACCACCACCGCAAGUGUACGAACUGAGUAGAAUUGCUCAAACCCCUACCGAGAAACUGCAUCUGUUUGGAAAUACCACACAUAUUUUCUGUCCCCAAACAAUCACAUGGCCAGAUGGAAAGAAAAUUACGAAUGUGCUACCUGGAGAUCACUUGUACAUAGAAAAUGACUGCUUCAAACAACCGCCACGCAGUCUCACCGAAGACGAGGUCCGAGUUGACUUGCACAAAGCCACUCACCGACAAGAGUUUAAAUCUAAGCCCUUGUAUGCAUUGUGCCGGUUGUACAUGCAUAACUUACCGGAAAAGUACAGAACGGCUCUCCAUCAAUUUGAAGCAGACACCUCAAAGUUGUAACCCCACGACUACUGACGUGGGGCUACAACUUAUUGUAGUACACUUGUUCAGCUUAUAUGUUCAACGUUUCACUCAGUUUUCUUAUUCUCUAACUUACAUUUAAUUCUAUAAGGUUGUCUCAUAAGUUUUUUAUCUCAAAUUUGAUACUCAAAGCAAUAAGUUACAUAGUUCUUGAUAUAGUUCGAUAGAGCAAAUCAAGCUUUAUCAGAUGGCAUGUAAACGUUCGCAUCAAUUUCAAUACAGUACGAGUAAGAGACCGAAAUCUAAGGAGUUUCGUCAGGAAAAUUUGAAAACAUUUAUAUCCUCGUCCAGAGAGAACUUAC
Molecule: messenger RNA, 1208 nt
Organism: Cylicocyclus nassatus
Lineage: Eukaryota; Metazoa; Nematoda; Chromadorea; Rhabditida; Strongylidae
Source: the annotation of a GenBank genome assembly